GAGGCCUGGGGGGCGAUGUCGGUGGAGGGGGCCGGGGCCGAGGGCCCUGAGGAGGAGGAGGAGGAGGAGGAGGGGGCGGUGAUGGUGGAGGUGCUGCUGGGGGAGCGCCGCUUCCCGGUAAGCAAGAGGAAGCUGCUGGAGCAGAGCGACUUCUUCGGGGCCCUCUACCGCUCGGGGAUGCGGGAGGCCGAGGCCGAGGGGGGCUCCGUGGAGGUGCAGCGGCUGCGAGGGGGGCUGAGCCCCGAGGGCCUGGAGAUGGUACUCCAGUUCAUCCGCACUUCCCGCCUCGAGGAGGAGGAGGAGGAGGAGGAAGGCGAGGAGGAGGCAGCGGGCCCAGGGCCGCUGGAGGCGCUGGUGGAGGCGGCCUCCUUCCUGCAGGUGACCCCUCUCCUCCGCCGCCUCCGCUCCCGGCUCCGUCUGCCCAACUGCCUCCGCCUCCUCCGCCUGGCCCAGAUCUACGGCCUCGGAGACCUCCAGGAGGCGGCCCUGGACUUCAUGGCGGCCCGCUUCCACCAAGUGCUGCGCUGCCCCGAGGCCCGGCCUCCUCCGCUCCUCAGGCAGCAGCUGCGGGAGCGGCGCAUGAGGGGACCCUCCGCGCUCUUGGCCCUCGGCUCCUUCCCCGGGGAGGCGGCAGAGGCGGAGGAGGGCGCCCAGGGCCCCUCCAUGCUGAGCUACGAGGAGGGGCCCCGGCGGUGGGUGGCGCUGCCGGGCUCUCUACCCCCGGCCCUGGGCAGCGUCAGGGGCUCCGGGGCGGCGGUGCUGGACAACUACCUCUUCCUGGCCGGGGGCCUCCGCCUCACCAGCCACGAGGUGGCCGCCGCCCACUGCUACAACCCCUGCCUCCGACAGUGGACCCCCGUGGCCCCCAUGAACCAGAAGAGAUCUAAUUUCAAGCUCUUGGCUGUUAGUGGAAAACUGUAUGCCAUUGGUGGGCAGUCCGUCUCCAACGUUGAAUGUUACAACCCUGAACAUGACUGGUGGAGUUUUGUGGCAUCACUACCAUCCCCCCUUGCAGAAUUCUCAGCCUGUGAGUGCAAGGGCAAGAUUUAUGUCAUGGGAGGCUACACUACCAGAGAUCGAAAUUUGAAUAUCUUGCAGUACUGUCCCAUCUCUGACAGCUGGACUAACUUUGAAGAAUGUGACAUUCACAUCCGCAAGCAGCAGAUGCUGUCUGUUGAGGAAACUAUAUACAUAGUUGGAGGAUGCAUCCAUGAACUGGGAUCAGACAAAAAAACUACCCAGAAUGAGGACAUGUUAACAGUGCAGUCUUUUAAUAUUGCCACCCGAGAAUGGCUCUACCUCAAAGAAAACACAUCAAAAUCUGGUCUUAAUUUGACUUGCACACUACACAAUGAUGGGAUUUAUAUACUGACUAGAGAUGUCACUUUGUCCACGAGCUUGGAGCACCGGGUUUUUCUGAAGUACAAUAUAUUUACAGACAGUUGGGAAUCAAUUAGGCACUUUCCAACCUUUGGACAAAACAUCUUGGUCUGCUCUGUCUAUUUGCCAAAUUUGAUCUGAGUUAUAGAGAAAUCCCUCCCUCCAGUCAUCAUUUGUGAAGAGAUUUCUCCCAAGAGUCCACAUUCUAAGAGUUGCCAUCCUUUCCAUAUUGACCAUGUUGGCACAUUUAUGUUGUUUUUGCUGUUACUACUACUGCUGCUGUUGUUAUUACUUUGAUUUUGUGCCAGGAAUGUACAUAAGUGCUUUGCAUUGUAAAAAUUUCUUGUUUACAAGAAAAAGACUGCCUCCCCUCAGGUCUUUCUAAUUGAUAACAGAGGGUAAAACAACAAAUGGAGAGGCAGUGUGCACAAAGGCAGCUGCAGGUAUUUCAGCUUUGCUUUUGUUUAAUUGCUGGUAAAGACCAAAGGUCUGAAAUGAUAGCUUUGUGAAGCAUAUGCAGGAAUCAGAAUACAUCACUCCUGCCAACCAGCUGCAUAGCAGGCAGGACUUAUUCACACCCAGUAAUGAAAGUAAUGCUGUCAGUGAUGGGAGCUGUCUGGCAGGUGCAGCAAAGACUUUGGAAAGAUCUGGGCCCAUGCAGACAGGCCAAAAUAAAGUUGCUUCGAGCCACUUUGGAGGUAUGCUAUUUAAAUGACACACACAUCUUAAGAGGCCAGAAGCUGUGCUCCAGUCCUUAGGAUUGGAGUGUGGCUUUGGCAUGGCUUCUGGCCUCUUAGGAUGCAUGCAUCAUUUAAAUAGCAUACCUCCAAAGUGACCCAAAGCAGCUUUAUUUUGGCCUGUGUACGGGCUCACCUAUUUAUGGGCUGAUUCAUUUUAAAUAUGAAACUCUGCAAUAUAUUACUGCAUGAGUAAUCUUGGUGUAAUUAAAGAGGUUUACCUGCAACAUUUGGGGUGUAUGAGAGACUGCAAAUCAUUUGGGAGGCAAACUUCACUAUGCAUGUAAAUUCCAUGUAUAAUCUACAUUUGGCAGUCAGAAGUAAAAUAUUGUUGCACUAUGCAUCCACACUAAAAGUGGUAUCUUCAAAGCUGAGUUCUGUAGAAAAUGAGAGAGAUGGGAGUAUACAGAGAGAAAGGAGAAUGGGCAGAGUCACAUAAGAUGCUAAGAGAGUUCAGGAUACUUGAGGCUGUGGUGAUAGAGGAGCAAGGGUCAUGGGCAGAGCAAUGAGGAAAUCCUCUGGGAGUAUGAGUUUGAGAGGGAGGCUGCAAGAAGAGGCAUACAGAGAUACAAGGGAGGAGGGCUCUUUUUUGUGUUCUUAGGGUUGCACUGCCACAUGAUACAUGAUCAUUGUGACAGACCCAGCUUUAGCUAUGUUUCUGUCAUGCCUGGUGUGGCCUUUAAUAGAAUAUAUUUCUGUAUUACUACAGCUUUACUCUUUUGUUUCACUGUCUUUUCAGUGUUGUUUGUGGGUUUUACUUCAUUCUUUCCUAAAAACAACUGGCCAUUCCAUUAUUCUUAGAUUGGAUGUGAGAAAUCAAAGAAAAGGAAGCAAACUGAGCAAAUACCCUGUAGAACAUAGAUGUAAGGACAAAAGAACGGAGCAGCUGAAUCUAGUAGAGCAUCUCUUCCUCACAGUGGCCAUGCAAAUGCUGCUGGGAAGUCCACAAAUAGAACAUGGAGGCAAUAGCGGUCUCUUGCAUUUGUUCCCCAACAUGCUGCCUUUGAUCCUAGAGGUAGCACAGAACCAUGACAAUGAGCCACUGAGAUGCUUUCAGAAAAAUUAUUUUCUCCUUGCUCCCCAAACUGAAUAAAGCUGAAUCUUGGGUCACAUUGUCUCACAGGGGUCAUUACAGAUUAGUAUGCAUAUAAUAUUUCUGUCACAAGUAGUGGCUCUUUGCCAAGCGUGACUUGUCCCUACAUGCCUAUGAGCUUAAUAAAAACAAGCUCCAAUUCACCGAGUCUCAAAAGUUUUAUUAAGGUUUUAUAAAUGUCUACAAAACAUUUCACUGUCACCUGCAAACAGCGUAGAAGGUUUCUAGAAGCUGGACUGUCAGAUUAGCCAUCCCUUGCUCCAAUGUAGAAGUCUCAAGGGAAUUGGAAGGAAGGUUUGAGAUACCUCUCAGUUCUCAACUAGCUCACAAAGCUUCACUAUUUCCUUUCUGUCCCCUUUCUACACACACACACACUCACACACACAUACCACCAAUAAAUCAGCUUAGGAAAGUGAACUCAAAUUGAGUCUUGUUCAUGUGACAGAAAAGACUAAUGUUCCUAGAGGUAUUUGUGUGAUACAUGGUUCCUUCAUAAGCUUUUCAUAGAUGCUCACCUGAGGCUCUAGGUAUGGCGUUGCAUAUCUGAAUGCCACUCCAUGGGAUUACAGGAAUCUCUUUGUAUGUAUUGUAAUAGCAUGCAAGAGGGAAGGUGAAGCAUAACCUUUCUCUGAUAUCCCAGACAGAGAUAGAUAGGUGUAUAUGUGUUUUACAUGCAAUAAGUGAGUGGAAAGGAAGCAUUCAGUCAUAGUUCUUUCUUUCCAACCAGACAGUGAAAGCUAUGACUUCAUUCUGACACAUGUAGCCUGAGGUCUAAGGCAAUGAUGCAGCCACAUUCCUGAAACUAAGCAGGUCAGUGCCUGGAGGGGAAGCUACCAGGGAACCUUGCAUGCCACCUCAAGUUCUCUAAAACAAAGAUGGCAAAUAAAUAAAAUACUAAAUAAAAUACAUACAUUUAA
Molecule: messenger RNA, 4127 nt
Organism: Sceloporus undulatus (fence lizard)
Lineage: Eukaryota; Metazoa; Chordata; Lepidosauria; Squamata; Phrynosomatidae
Gene: KLHL42
Product: kelch like family member 42
Exons: 3
Coding region: 16-1521 (501 amino acids)
Molecular function (GO): protein binding
Source: RefSeq, a predicted model, not a curated record